CUCACAACGUACACCAACUCGCCUAUACGAAGCCGAAUGAUUGCAGCAUCGUCUGCACAUAGCGAUCAAGAUGCAAGGCUUCAACAUGGGCCGCUACGUGCCGCCCGAUCAGGAGGGCACGACCUCCGGUAACCGCCUCAACCGUAAACGAGCGCCUGGCACCCUACGAGCGGACGGCACGCAGACCGUGCGCUUCGAGAUGCCCUUCGCGGUCUGGUGUCACACGUGCCAGCCGCAUGCGAUUAUCGGGCAGGGCGUGAGGUUUAAUGCGGAGAAGAAAAGGGCAGGGAAAUACUAUACCACGCCGAUAUGGAGCUUUCGGAUGCGCCAUCCCGCCUGCGGCGGCUUCAUCGUCAUUCAAACGGACCCGAAGAAUACCGCCUACGUGGUCACGGAAGGCGGCAUUCCCAUCUUGACGCCUGCGGAGCGCGAGCGCAGGCGUGAAGAUGCGUUCGCGCAGCUAGAAGGCCAGGUAGAGGAGAAACUGGCGGUCAAGGACAACACGAAGCGUAUUGAAGAGUUGUAUCGGGCGCGUAAGCGAGACUGGGAAGAUCCGUUCGCCGCGAACCGAAGGCUGAGGACGGAGUUUCGGAAGGAGAGCAAGAAGAGGAAGAGGGAUGAGGAAGCUACCCAGGCGCUGAAGGAGCGUCUAGGCACGGACAUGGAGUUGUUACCGGAGACGGAGGAGGAUGCGCGGAGGGCGGAGCUGGUGGGCUUUGGCGUGGAUGAUGAGGUGCAGGAGCAUGAUGGGCAUGAUGAGGCCAGCCGCAAGGCACUUUUUGACAAGUCGACAGCAUCGCCGCUACCUAGACGAUCAGACAAACGGGAAGAAGGGCGGAGGGAGGCCUUGCGACGACGCUUACUCGCAAACACUCGAGCAGCGAGCAACCCGUUUAGCAAUACAGGUCCGAAGGCCGAACGAUGACUGCAUCUCGUUUCCAGCAUAAGAUGGUACAACAAUCGACUUGUAGACAGAUGCAUGUCGUCACUCAACUGCCCUCGUCUAAAUUACACUCUGCCGCAAAAUGCUCCCCAUAGUGGACAAUAGCAGCGUGCUCAAUGCUGCCGGC
Baudoinia panamericana UAMH 10762 is the source of this 1070-nucleotide messenger RNA. RefSeq lists its product as uncharacterized. NCBI's taxonomy places the organism in Eukaryota, Fungi, Ascomycota, Dothideomycetes, Mycosphaerellales, Teratosphaeriaceae. Gene Ontology annotation, biological process: mRNA splicing, via spliceosome. Gene Ontology annotation, cellular component: U2-type spliceosomal complex; post-mRNA release spliceosomal complex. The coding region runs from base 71 to 925 and encodes 284 amino acids. The record is from RefSeq and is a predicted model, not a curated record. The transcript is spliced from 4 exons.